Messenger RNA from Ogataea parapolymorpha DL-1, 1131 nucleotides. RefSeq names its product actin. Lineage: Eukaryota; Fungi; Ascomycota; Pichiomycetes; Pichiales; Pichiaceae. The coding region runs from base 1 to 1131 and encodes 376 amino acids. The transcript is spliced from 3 exons. The record is from RefSeq and is a predicted model, not a curated record.
AUGGACGGAGAAGACGUUGCUGCUUUGGUCAUUGAUAACGGAUCCGGUAUGUGCAAAGCCGGCUUUGCCGGUGACGACGCUCCAAGAGCCGUGUUUCCUUCGAUUGUCGGAAGACCUAGACACCAAGGUAUCAUGGUCGGUAUGGGUCAAAAGGACUCCUACGUUGGAGACGAGGCCCAAUCCAAGAGAGGUAUCUUGACUCUGAGAUACCCAAUUGAGCACGGUAUCGUCACCAACUGGGACGACAUGGAGAAGAUCUGGCACCACACUUUCUACAACGAGUUGAGAGUUGCGCCAGAAGAGCACCCAGUCUUGCUGACUGAGGCUCCAAUGAACCCUAAGUCCAACAGAGAAAAGAUGACCCAGAUUUUGUUCGAGACCUUCAACGUGCCAGCAUUCUACGUUUCGAUCCAGGCUGUGCUGUCGUUGUACUCCUCUGGUAGAACGACCGGUAUUGUCUUGGACUCUGGUGACGGUGUUACCCACGUUGUUCCAAUCUAUGCUGGUUUCUCUCUCCCACACGCCAUUUUGAGAAUCGACUUGGCCGGUAGAGACUUGACUGACUACUUGAUGAAGAUUCUUUCUGAGAGAGGUUACACGUUCUCCACCACUGCCGAAAGAGAAAUUGUCAGAGACAUCAAGGAGAAGCUCUGUUACGUGGCUCUUGACUUCGACCAAGAGCUGCAGACUUCUUCCCAGUCUUCUGCUAUCGAGAAGUCCUACGAGUUGCCUGAUGGACAGGUGAUCACCAUCGGUAAUGAGAGAUUCAGAGCUCCAGAAGUUCUGUUCCACCCAGGUCCACUUGGACUGGAAGCCGCUGGUAUUGACCAAACCACCUACAACUCCAUCAUCAAGUGUGAUGUCGACGUUAGAAAGGAGCUGUACGGUAACAUUGUCAUGUCUGGUGGUACUACCAUGUUCCCAGGUAUUGCUGAGAGAAUGCAAAAGGAGAUUACUGCCUUGGCACCAUCUUCGAUGAAGGUCAAGAUCAUCGCUCCACCAGAGAGAAAGUACUCUGUUUGGAUCGGUGGUUCCAUCUUGGCCUCCUUGUCCACUUUCCAACAGAUGUGGAUUUCCAAGCAAGAAUACGACGAGUCCGGACCAUCCAUUGUCCACCACAAGUGUUUCUGA